CUGUAAGCAGUAUGGCGGAAGUGGAGGAGCAGCUACCUCUCUCUCCUCAGGAUGGUGGCCGAGGCGAGUGUGGAGAAGAGCCCUCAGAUGGAGGAGCUGCGGUGGGGGUUGCCGAGGCGGUUCCCCCUUCAGCCGGCUCCCCGGUGACCGAGGAACCUGCUGAGGACACCAAGAAGAAAAUUGACGUCCUGCUGAAGGCUGUGGGGGACACGCCGAUCAUGAAGACCAAGAAGUGGAGCGUGGAGCGGACCCGCACCAUCCAGGGGCUCGUUGACUUCAUCAAAAAGUUCCUCAAGCUGGUGGCCUCGGAGCAGCUGUUUAUAUAUGUGAAUCAGUCCUUCGCUCCUUCUCCAGACCAGGAAGUCGGGACACUCUAUGAGUGUUUUGGAAGUGAUGGCAAACUUGUACUGCAUUACUGCAAAUCUCAAGCUUGGGGAUGAAUGGUAAGCAGCCACUGAUGCCUAGGACUGGCCUUCAGAAGGGAAGAGGCCUUUGAAAUCUUCAGAAACAAUGCCCAUGGACAUGCUGAAGAGAACUGUACAUUACUGCCUAUGAAUUUAUUUUAUUCUGUGCAUUUAUCUACAAAAUGAUGCAGAUGACUUGCAUAAAAGAGCUACAUAGGCUACUCAGCCACGUAAUUCUUUCUUCCUUGUGUCAGUUGUAGUAUGGGGAAAAAAAUUGCAUGUGCCAUCUGUAGAAUAGAGCCAUCUUUCCUGCUGCAGAGCUCCCUGGUUGCCACAUAUGAAAGGACAUUAUUUCAUGGCUUGUGAACUGCAUAACUCUCCAUUGCUCUGAAUACUGUAUUGAGGAUAUAGCUUCCCAUUGUUAGGAGGGAUAUUUAUUGCACAUGUGAAGGUGGAUUCAAUUUACUUCUGACAUAAUGUUCAUCUCUAUUAUGUGCAGUUUAAUCUCUUACCUGUUGUGAAGUCUUUAUUUUGAAUGUGUAGUGUCUCGCUUACACUUCACUUCAGGCAAGUAUUUUAUAGCAUUUGUCUCAUAAAUAACAUAUAUAAACAUACUGUAUACUCUCACACCUUAAGUUAUGUGAGUAUCUGAUACAACUGCAUUUCUUGAACUUUUUUUUAAUAAUUUUUUUUUAAUUUUUUCCUUUAGCAGUAGCAGGACACAUGCUUCUUACCUUUUUCCUAAUUGUUUAAUAUUUUCACCAAAGCUGUAAUAUACGUGGGGAAAAUGUCUCUGGCAACUCUCACCUACCAGCAACAGCAGAAAGAGAGUGAUCCAGCUAUUGACUCUUUCAGUUCCAUGGAAAUAAAUGUUGGAUGUUAUGCCCCAGGUCCCCUGCUUCACCUGCUGUAUCGUCACUGUUCCAUCAAAAGAAAUGGAACACCAUUUUGGGACAUUUUGACAACUGUCACAAAGUAAUCACAGGAAAUCUUCUCCUGAAGAGGACUUGCUAUCACAGUAACGGGAAGAAGGAUACUGAGUCUCCGUCCCACCCAUGCACUGACAUCUACCCUGUGUGGGAAAGGAGACUUGCCAAACAGCUCUGUUUAGGGGAUGGGCAAAGGCUUAAUCGGGUUCCUCUACCAAAUCACUUCCCCUGUUAGUAACAUGAAGGAAUACUAAAGAAUUAUCUGCAGCCUGCUUAUCUAUUAAUAUGUAAUUGUAAAUUUGGCUGCUUGUUACCCAAGAGUGUGGCUACAUCCUCUGCAUGCAUAAUUUUUGUUCUAUUUAAGAUGUUUUAAUAAACUCGAUAUUUCUUUUUUCAUGUUGAAAGCUAUAUCAAAAUUUUUUGAUUUCAGCUAACCAAGUUGCAACCAACUCUAAUUUAUGCAAAUGUGUUGAGUAUUUAAGUGCCUGUCUGUAUUUAGACAAUCAAAAUUCUGAAGGAUUAUGAAUAGGUGUGUUCUAAAUCUGUUUCCAAAUGAAUUAUUUUAGUAAUAAUUACUAUAUUUUCAGAAAACUGAUACACACAAGUUUAUAAUUCCUUGUUUAUGAAAUGGUGUCUUCCAGUAAAUCUAAAAACUUUCUAAAAUAGUUAAACGAGUGUCCCUUUGAUUAAAAUUCAAAACCAGAAAAAUAGAUACCUGUUAUUCUUUCAGAGCCAAUAUUGGGUUGCUCUGAAGCAAUUGUAACCUUGAACAGCCACUAGAGGGUACUUGACGAUAAAAAGAUUUUCACAUUUUUCCAUAGCUUUUGGAAGUGAUUUUGUAUUCCCAUUUUGCCUGCUAAACACAUGUGAUUAGGUUGCACUCAAGCUUGUGGCUUCUACGUGGCAAUGUGUUUGUCUAAGAGAGAAACCACAACCCUGGGUCUGUCUAAUUAGUUUUAGACUGAGACUGUUCAUCUCAGUUGUCUUAAUUAAUCAAACUACUGGUGUGGUGCAUAUGGACAUUUGGAAUAAUGCGAGAAGCAGAAAAGGAAAUAAUAGAAAUGAGAGGUGGAAGAGACUUAAGUCAUCUUAUCCAUCCACCUACUACUGUGGGAUUGUUCGUCUUGCUGCAUUAUCAGUUUUAUCCUUUUGAGUUUGAAAUGAAGCCAGGGAUGGGGCUUCUCUUCCUUCCUCGGGGACUAUUUUACAGUGGUAAUAGACCUCAUCGUUAGGUGUCUGUUUCCUUGCAUUCAACGUAUGUAUUAAUUUGCUUAGUUUUGUUCUAUUUCAAACUUAGAAUCAUAGAAUUAAAAGUACCCCCUGCCAAGAUUCAAUAGGGAGUAGACCUCUUAUAUAGAUAAAAUGUGCUUUUCCUCAGGAUUUGGCAGGUUCAUUUGACCACACUAAAUCAUUCCUGUUUCUUUGCAUUUGCACUAUUUAUAGAUUUAAAGACAGUUGUUCUUUUCCUCCCCUACUUGUUAGCUGAAAAGUAUGUUUAGUUCUUUCAGUCUCUAACCUAGCGGGGUCUAGGGUACAGGCCAGGAGGCUUCUUGGUGAUCCUGUUUUCAGCUGCUUCUAGCAGUGAUCAAGUGGCCGGCUCUCCAUUGACCACAAUACAGCACUCUGAAGACCACCAGUGAUCCAUAUGCCACCAUUUAGGAUAGCAACUCCUCCUUUAAAGGAUGCCACCAUUCAGGAUAGCAACUCCUCCCUAAAAGGGGAAAUUCUUUAUCUGAGUCUGUCUGAAAUUAUGGAUUAUUGUAUAAACUUUCUAAAGGUGAGUCACAUAGCUUAUUAAGGUGAGUGAAUAAAUGGCUAGCAGGUAGAAGAAUUCGAGACAGAAGUGUGUGGUCUAUGGAAUCUGGCAAGGAAUGAAGCCCCACAGUAAAUAUAGCUUUGACUAAAUCAAUUUAAGUAUAAUGUGUAAUAUCUCAAUUUGCAGAUGAGCCUAAAAUGAAGGGUGUGGUUAAGAAACACAGGAGGUAACUGUUUGACAGGAUAAUUUUGAUAGAUCAGGCAUCUAGUCGAGGUGAAAUAAGUGUAAAAUAAUAUCUCAGCUAUGUAUAGUUUAAAUGACAGUUAAUUAAUGCAGUACAACUGAAGAAAUACAUAGCUAAAUUGGAGGGAGUACAGUCUAGGGUAACAAAUGGUAAAGGAAAUAAGAAUAGUUAUAAAGUUUCUUUAUCAUAAAACGUGAUGAGUGAGAGGUGACAAACUGGAAUACUUUUAAAUUAGAUAGGGUUUAUUAUAAAAUUAAAUCAUGAAGGUUGAUGACUGGGACCAUUGACACUAGGAUGGGGUGGCAGACUUAAACUGUGGGGGAAUUAAGGGAAGUCUUACACAUCAUGGCCCAUUCCUAAAGCUCUUAAUCACAAGGAGCUUGAUUAUGCACUUUUUCUUGCUAUGGGUAAUUUCCACCACUCAAGAGUGUUCACCAGUGUCGGUAAAUAAAACUUUAAAUCCAUUUGGAUUGUAGGAUGAGUGGGGGAAAAAAGAAACUGUAAUAGAAGUAGGGGAAAAUAUGCAUAUUUUCAUUUUUUAUUUAAAUACAUUUCAUAAACUAUAUUAGCUAGAACUGUAUCUGUGGUGACAGCCUCUCAAAAUCCAAGUUCAUUUAAUGCAUGGAAAAUACAAUAGUCAUGUGACUGCCUGAGCAAUUUAUGGGCAUCAUGGCAUUACUGUGCAGUUUCGUGUAUCUGGACCCAAGAAGUAUUAGGUUGUAUGCUGAAAUUACUUCUAGUCUCAAAUUUUGGCUAAAAAUAUCAGAAAAACUGGCAAAAUAAUUUGGAAACUGAUACGAAUAUUUAAUGUUAACCUACAUGUUUUUAAAUCUACAGAACUAAUAAACUUCAUUCAAGAGUUUAAAAAAAAAUUGGCUGAAGAACUGUCUGAGUAAUUAAUGUUAAUUCUUGAGGAAAUCUUGUAACAUUGGGGAAGUUCUAGAAACUGGAAAAAAGCUAAUGUGCCAAUGUCAUGCCAAAGUUUAAAAAGAAAAGGCUACAUAGUAACUAUGGGCCAAUUAUCUUGAUAUCAAUCCAAUGUAAAAACAUGGAAAGUCUGAUACGGGAUGCAAUCAGUAAAUAAAUAAAUAAAGAAUGGUAGCGUAAUUGA
This is a messenger RNA of Gopherus evgoodei (Goodes thornscrub tortoise), 4444 nucleotides long. It is a transcript of the gene ATG12, whose product is annotated as autophagy related 12. Lineage: Eukaryota; Metazoa; Chordata; Testudines; Testudinidae. The transcript is spliced from 4 exons. The record is from RefSeq and is a predicted model, not a curated record. Gene Ontology annotation, cellular component: cytoplasm; phagophore assembly site membrane; Atg12-Atg5-Atg16 complex. Gene Ontology annotation, biological process: autophagy of mitochondrion; nucleophagy; autophagosome assembly. The coding region runs from base 12 to 440 and encodes 142 amino acids.